This is a messenger RNA of Physcomitrium patens, 2087 nucleotides long. NCBI's taxonomy places the organism in Eukaryota, Viridiplantae, Streptophyta, Bryopsida, Funariales, Funariaceae. The record is from RefSeq and is a predicted model, not a curated record.
UUUGAACACAUCACAUCAAGCUUUUAUCAACACAUAAUGGCUAGGUCUAACAGAUUGGUCGAAUAUGUCCUAACUGAACUUCCACCGAAAAAGAAGCCACCGCUUGAUUUGGUGACGUCUUUUACAGUCUCAACAGUAUAAGGCUACUAACAUUAAUCACAGGCUGAGGUCAAAUAUUUAUUUUCAGAAUCAAAAUCCACAACAGAGAAACUUUUUAGAAUAUUUAUGGUGGAUAAUCAGAAGUCCUUGCUGUUGCACAUGAUGCCCUUACGAUUGGUCUAUCACCUUCUCUUGCCAACAACCUGAACACGGGAGAAGGGGAUUCAACGAAGAUACCUGCCACGGAAGGUCGACACCGGGACCAAACAUAUCAGGGAGCUCAGAAUGCUGGAUAUUCCGAAGAGAAACAUGUGAAAGCGAUGCUUACACCAACGCUUCCUCAAAUAUCAAGCAGAAGGUGCUUUCCUCUUUCAGAUGUUGGUACUGAUACAACACCUAAACUUGCCACAACUUUGAACGAAUCUCUCUUGGUGCCAAACCGAUCAGUUGCCAGCUCUCUUGCCUCCACAAUAAGCCAUCCUACGAGCUUCUCUUCAGACGAACCAGAAUCCAACUCUGAAACCGUCGGAAUUAUUCAGGGAAUUUUGACACCUGUGGGCAACACCAUUAGCACGGCCGGUCCUACACAAUCCUCUUUUGUUGAAACACCCUUGAUUUCGUAUCGUUCAGGAAAAAGAGUUGGGACUGCUGCAGCAGCUUCAUCCUGUCCCAGAAUGUCGACUACGGAUACCAGGAAUUCCCAUAAUUCUAGAUUGGUGCAGCAGCCAGUUUCUCAGAAUCAAGCCCACGCUUCUAACUCUGUACCAACACUGCCAUUGCAGCUGGAUAUCAACCCUCCUGCUUGGUUCAACGCUGAUGGCAGAGCGAACGGCAACUUCCCGCGGGUUCAGUCAGGGACAAAUUCUAGGCCCGGGUUCCCAUCCCAGCCGUUUCAACUACUUCACCAUUUUAUGGCUAGGUAAUCGCGGCCUUGUAUCUUCAGAACUCUGAUACUUUGGUAACAGGUAUGAUUGCUUCAGGUAUGAUCUGGUAUUCUGAAGGCGGCGCUCGUCAGGCACACGUGCACAGUCGGAGUUCGGCAUUCAGGUGUGCCAUCAGUGUUGGUUAAACCAUUAGGGAUCAAACAGAUAAUAAUUUACUGGAAUAAGAAGCAUUAUAUAUAUAUUUUCCUGUGAUCUUAACAACAAGAGCGAGAUAUAUCUACAAGUCUUUGCUACCAAUACUUUUUCCUAUUUACUAGCAAUAUAAGUAGCAAUGAUAAGUUUUGGUAAACCUAUUAGGUGAUUUUAGGCUGAGCUGGACUUGCUGAUGUAAGCAGGGUAACAAAUGCUUGAGCCUAAUAUUCCAACAGCCCCCCUCAGUUUUGUAGCAGUCAAUGAAGCAACUGCUGCCCUUUGGAGUGAUUGUGCUUGAAUGUGAUCUUCAAAGUAGACAGAAGAUAUGGUUGAUUACAAUAAUUGUAAAAUCUGGAUUGUGUCAAUCUUCUUGAGCAGACUGUUCGCUACUUGUUCUGUGUUUCUCAAGGAGUGGCUAAAUGCUGCUGAAGUUUUUUCUUCGUGUUCUCUUGGUGAGAGAGUUGUAGCCAAGGCAGCAGGACCAGAUGUAUUGUCAAGUACAUAUUCUUUUGGUGAAGAUGUUGUGAGCAAAACAUCUGUCAGAUGAAUUAUUGCUGGUGGAGUUUGAGUUGAGCAAGUUUCCCAAAGCAUUUAGUUUGGAGUUAAAGCGAGCAGGCUCAAGUUCUUUAUCUUGGACCUUACCAGGAACCCAGACAGAAGAUUCAAAGAUCAAGAAUUUUGCCCGGAUUACCAAACAGCAUAGUGAAAAGGGAGAUCAUUACUCGCCUUCUUGUAACUCCUAUGGUUUGGCAUAUUUGUAGAAUUAGUAAGUUAUGGAAGAGUUUAAUUGAAACUACUGUAGCUUGACAAGCUUUAAAUAUAGUGUGCAUUGAUACUCCUAAUUACAAUAGAGAGCUGUUUUGUCUAAAAAGGAAAAAAUCUCCUAAUAUAGAUAAAACUGAGCUUUGUGAA